GUCAGCGCUCUCCCACAAGAUAUGGCGAAUGGCCAUGUGUCCAACGUUGUAAGGCAUUGGCCACAUCGUGUGGGAGCGAUUUAAUGUGAUCACUACCAAAUGGUUGUCAGAUGUCAAAUUUGCUCGGACGACCUAACCUAGAUUUGUCAGUCGGUGUUUUGAAAACAAAAAGAAUUUAAUUAAUUUAUGUUAGAGGAUUCUAUGAAGAAAUAUUGUUAUUAAAUAAAUUCCGCUGCUACAGCGUCUAUAGUCAUGUCUGCCGAUAAGAAAGUGCUACAAGAGUUCAUAUUGGAGCGAGACAACGAACUACGUUUUGAGGUGGAAAGCAAAACAGAAAAAGUAUACCUCACCCUCAAAAGUGGUACAGCCGAGGUAUUCGGUACCGAACUAGUAAAAGCUAAAACUUAUGAAUUCACCGCAGGUGCUAAAGUAGCAGUCUUUACUUGGCAAGGUUGUGUUGUGGAAGUGAAAGGAAAAACUGAUGUCAUUUAUACUGCUAAAGAAACUCCUAUGGUUUUAUACUCAAACUGUCAUGCUGCUUUAGAGGUAAUGAGAGUAGAGGCAGAUAAAGAGAAUAAGAGAGGACCUAUAGCAAUGUUGGUAGGGCCUUGCGAUGUUGGCAAAUCAACAGUAUGCAGGAUUUUGCUGAACUAUGCUGUGCGGAUGGGUAGAAGACCUAUUUAUGUGGACUUGGAUGUUGGACAAGGCCAUAUUUCCAUACCAGGAACUAUAGGAGCACUGAUGGUUGAAAGACCAGCAGUGAUUGAUGAAGGAUUCUCUCAGGAGGCUCCACUAGUAUAUAGUUAUGGACAAAAAUCACCUCAGAGUAAUCAAACGUUAUUCAAUAUCCUAGUUCAGCAGUUAGCUAAUACUGUGAAAGAAAGGUUAGAAGUCAAUAAAAAAACACGUGCGUCUGGCGUCAUAAUAAAUACAUGUGGUUGGAUAAAGAAUGCUGGCUAUAAGCAACUGAUAAACAAUGCAAAGGUUUUUGAAGUAGAUGCAAUUUUUGUAUUAGAUCAAGAAAGACUAUACAAUGAACUAGUUAGAGAUAUGCCAAAUUUUGUAAAAAUUAUAUUUAUGGCAAAAAGUGGUGGGGUCGUUGAACGUUCUAAAAGUCUCAGAGUAGAAGCCAGGGACCAAAGAAUCAGAGAAUACUUUUAUGGCACUCCUAAGAAUUCCUUAUAUCCCCACUCCUUUGAUGUAAAGUUCUCUGAUGUCAAGAUCUACAAAGUUGGGGCACCAGCAUUGCCUGAUUCCUGUUUACCAUUGGGUAUGAAAGCUGAUGAUCACUUGACAAAACUAGUGCCAAUAACACCAAAUGCUGGUGUCUUACACCAUAUCAUGGCUGUCAGCUUUGCAGAAAAUGAAGAUGACAUAAUCACUUCUCAUGUUGCUGGUUUUGUAUGUGUCACAAAUCUGGAUACAGAAAGGCAGACAAUAACACUGCUGUCUCCACAACCCAAGCCAUUGCCCAAUAAUAUAUUGGUUAUGUCUGAAUUGCAAUUCAUGGACACUCACUGACAUCUGAUGUAUUAAUUUCUAGCCAGUAUUGUGUGAACCUUCAUAUAUAGAUAAGAAUGAAUGAGUGGUGUAUAUAUUUUUCUAAUAAAAAUUAUAUUUGAAUAUAUGCUUCAGCUAAUUCCUUU
Messenger RNA from Acanthoscelides obtectus, 1646 nucleotides. Lineage: Eukaryota; Metazoa; Arthropoda; Insecta; Coleoptera; Chrysomelidae. The record is from the annotation of a GenBank genome assembly.